AUGGCCGAAGGUAAUAAUACCAAAGAAUCGUUAAACGAUGUCGAUCAAGUCCCAGAAAAUAAUAAUAUUGGCCAUUAUGUUGACAAGGCAAAUGUAUCGCUGUCGGACGACCAGACUGCAAAUGAGGAGCAUUUAAAAUUUGCCAACUCUGCAGACGGAAUCGAAAAAAAUACGAAGGAAUUGGUUGAUAAAGGGGGCGAAAUUGGGGCGAAUAAUAUUAAAAAUGCUGAAGUUGCACACAGUAAAGAGAACGAAGAAUCAGGCCUGACAGCUAAAAUACCAGGUGAUGGCAAUGAAAACAAUGGGAAGAGUAUUGCAGAGAGUAUUGGCCGUGAUAUAAAAUCAGAUAACGCCAGUUCAAACGAAGGAUCAAGUGAAUCCUCAUCCCAGCCAAAGUCGAUCAGUCCCCGGAAAGUAAAGAGAAGAGGAAUUUUCGUGUCGUAUGCCCCAGGAGCGAGUUUUAUCGAGAAGCGCUUUAUUUCCUAUACGGUUAAGGAAUUAAAAAAUGUAGGAUUUUGCGAUGAUAUUUGGUUCGACAAAGAUGAGGGAGAGCCAAUCCAGAGUCCGUUCUGUUUUCAACAGAGACUAGAAGUUGCCGAAAAAUGCCGAGCAUCGAUCAUGUUUCUGUCUGAGUCGUACUUCAGUUCCAGAGUUUGUCGUCAUGAGGGACAGAUCUUGCUUAAUCGGGACGAAGAUCGAGAAAGUGCAGACGGAAAAGAUGAACUUGAGAAGCCAGCAAAAUUGUUUUGUAUCAACUAUAGUCGCGGGAAGCUUCCUAAAGAGUACAAGCAGAUGGAGGAACGUGCCCUGGACUUGAGCUCCUAUACUGCAUCGAGUGUGGCUGAGCUUUCGUCCGUCGUUGUGGGAACUUUCAGUGAAGAACUCGAGAAAUAUGCUCCUUUGUUUGGUUUGCGCGUUCCCACGCCUCCUCGUGCACAAGACGGUUUAAAAGUUGAUCGACAAAAACCUGUAUCCUCGUGGAAUAUAUCUGAUGUUCUUGGUUGGUUGACCUCUCUGAAAAUGCAAGCGUACUGCUCCCUGAGCUUUGAAGAGAACGAAAUUGACGGCUUCUUGUUGGUUUCUAUGAGUGAAACCGACAUGGAAAUCCAUUUGAAUGUUGACAGUCGCGUGGCACGUCGAAAGCUGUCGCAACAAGUAAAGAGAAUCCAAGAAGAUCAAGCACAGAGCAAAGACAACUGGUAUCUAAAGUGUCAAAAAAGCAAAGCGAAGGAAGACUCCGUCUACGUUAUUUGCGAUCCAAAUGAUGUACGGUUUUAUUACAACCUACGAGCGGAUUUGCUCCAGAAAAACCUACAGGUAUAAUAGCUAUUGCGGUCACGCUAUUGUGUUUAAAAUUAACAAAUUAUCAUGUCAAUUAGUUUUUGCAUGUAAAAAUAAUCCUGGAUGACCAAUAUCGCUACCUCAGCUCAUUAGACUGAUUGAAUUAUUAUUUUCGGUCGAUCGCUAAAUUAAAUUUAUUUUAAUUUGACUUGUUUGAUGUACCAUAAUCCUCGGGCAAAUAUAGUUAAACCUCUAUAUCAAGCGGACACCUUCGGAACCUUCCCAAGUGUCCGAGGUUGUAAAAAUUGCGCAAUGUUUGUUAACGAUCAACAUUCAACGGUUACUCUGCACUGUGAUAAAGUUACAUGUUGUUAAAGAACAGAGAAGCUAUCCAGAGUUCCAAUUCAUUACCUUUCAUUACCAACUUUAAUUUGUUUGUAACUGACUUCAGUAUUUCAAGGACGUAAUCCAAUACUACUAUUGUCAAUUCAGUCCGAUGUCCGCUUAGCAGAGGUUUUUAACAAUAGAAAUGAGCCAAAUACAACUUACUUCGCGUCCACCUAAUAGAGGUGUCCGCUGAACAGUAGUCUGCUACAAAGCCGUUUUUGGUGUCGUCACGCAACGCUUCUCCCCACUAACACACUGGGGAGGAGCGUUGUGUGACGACACUAAAAACGGAUGUGUAGCAGACUAGCUGAAUAGGGGUUCAUUACAAAGGAAAAUGUAAGACGUUAAUUUCGGAACCCGGCCUAGUGUCCGCUUAAUAGAGGGUGUCCACUUGAGGUUUCACUGUAAUGAAAUUAACAUAUGGGCAUGUGAUGUAAGGCAAGUGAUUUUAAUUGGCACAAUGAUGAAACGCCUACCAAGUUAAAAAACGAAAACUGAAAAUCAACCAUUAUCAGAGAGAAAAGUCAAACACACGCUUUUGCAUUUUGAGUGCAAAACUGUUCAAUGAAAAUAUCUGAUAUAAAUUUGAAUUCCAUUUUCCCAUGCCAUCGCAAAACGGUUGCCACGAAGGUACACGCAUUUAAUAUAUAUUAUAUUGUGCAAGUUUCUUUGGUCACGUGUGGCGUCCAAACUGUGAAUUCUGAGUGGCUGGUAGCCGUGAUUCUGUGAGCAAAACAGUUUGUGGUGUUUUUUUUUUAAAUCGAGGAACGAGAACUAAGAGAAUCACGAUCUGCUACUUCCUAAAUGUUGCCCUUUGUACACGUUUUGUACAGUGUGAACGGUGGCAAGGGUCAUUGUACAAACCUCACGCUGUACUUUCUGUGACACAUACAUGUAUAUAGGUACCUUUCUGCUGAGUAUGACUACAAACAUGCUAUUGCAAGCCUUUCUCAAAAUGUCAUGAAAAAUUGGAAGCUUGGAGACCCAGGGGCAGUGUAGUCUGCUCCACGGCCGUUCUUUGUGUCGUCACGCAACGCUCCUCGUUGCAUGACGACCCAAAGAACAGAGUCGGCUCUUCCGCCCGUGCUUGAAAACUUUGGUCGCGCCUUUUUUCCCGACCGGGCUGACUGCCUCUGGUUCUCCGAGGAUGGAAAAUUUGUUACAAGAUCGAUUUGUAUCUUCCGAAUUCAUUGCAGUCCAGGAAGUUAUUUAACAGUUUUAAAACAUGUGGCUGAACGUUCAGCCUCAAAUUUGUUGAACUUAUCAUUGUGUUGAUAAAUGUGGUUGUAUGACUCAACCUCUGGCCUGAAGUAAAAGCCCUGGGAAUGAGUUCUUCUGCCGCGUGUUUUUUGGUCGACAAGAUUUGCUGACCAUGAUCACUUGCGCUGGCUUUUUUUAUUUUCUUUUUCACAGUAUUCGCCACGUUAAAGACCGACUUCUAUAAAGGGAUUUAGGCUCCGUCUACACGUAUCCGUUUUGUUUAGAAAACGGAGAUUUUUUUCCUCUUUGCUUUGGUCUUGGGUCCACACAUAUCCGCUGAAAACGGUUACCGAAAACGCAUCUUUUCAAAAGCGCUCUCCAGAGUAGAGAUUCAGCAUGUGUUUUGUAAACAUCAGUUUGCGGACGUUAAUUCUAGAAUAAUUUUAAAGUAUCGCUUCCUUCUUACAGGUAUUUAAACAUGAACGACUUGGCCAGUCAAGAGAGGAGUUCCUACAGCUCAACUCUGCGCACCUGGCUAGCUGCAGUCACGUGAUCAUUCUCUUAUCUAACUCAGCUGCCACGUCGCUGUUUGUAUACAAUGAGGUUUUGUUUGCUGAUUGGUUGGGUAAGCCUUUCGUGGUUGUCAUGGCAUCCAACGCGUGGGAAAAGCUUCGUCCCAACAUGCAGGCGAUUCUGGGAAGCUGCCCAGCGGUGGAUUUCGAGAACAGGGCGUAUGAGGAGAGUAUGGACAUACUUUUGUAUCACCUAAAGCCCUUUCGCAACAUGCCGGCUGUCAUCUUGGAGCAAGAGUUUUUGGAUCGUAUGGUAGAAGGUCUCAAACCCUUAAGAACGCUUGCUGUUCUCCCUGGUAAGUAUAUUGAAUUUAAAAACAAAAUCCUUGACGCAGGAGUAAAGCCUCAGCACUUUUUUUUUAACAUCUUUCAGUUACGUUAAGAUUCUCCCUAGGAAGGGACAGCCGGGUUGCAUCGCAGUUGCGUCAGCCUUGUUAUCAGAAAGGACUUCGGUAGAAGCGAGGUCAACUAGUUCUCUUAUGAUGGGUAGCUGCUAAGCAUUCAGUUUGGUGUUCCUGUGGUAACGAAAUAUCUGUUUAUAUUCUCCAAAUCAUCGAUAAACUACAACUCAUGCUUUGUACAAGCAUGUUUUAUUAUCAGUCCUAUUAGAUGAAAAAAACGUGCGCAUCAAUAUUGUUUUUAAAAUAAACAAUGUAAGUGCUUAUUUAAACCUGCUGUUGUUGAUUCAUAGUAUAAAGAAGCCGUGCAUCUUCAAAUAAUUACUGGUAACCUUGCCAGCAUCAGAUUGGGUGGAGUUGACUUUAUUCUCAACAACUUAAAGGACCUGUGUUAGGAUAUUUAUCAAAAUUCAAACAGUGACACCCGCCACCAAAUUCUGUAUGAUUAAAAACGUUGGUUCGAGACAUUAAUAGAGCUGAAGGUAUAAAUAUCCGAACAAAUACAAUAAAACGCACGGAUGGAAAAGCUUGUAGUAUGAAAGAUGAAAACGGAUUCCAAUUUGGUUUUUGAAAACUUGAGCGCUCUCAAUUCAUCAAAAAUUCCGGUUUGAAAUUUUGGAAAUUCUACGUGCCCAAUGGAACGGUACAUUCCGGUUGCACAGACUCGACCCAAGCCACGGCGCAGUUGCUUAUUGUUCUUGCAAACAGCAUACAAACGAUGCGGAACAAUUUUGUCCAAUGGAAAGGAACAUUUCAGUCCGACCGACCAAAAUGAGUUGUCCGGACAAAGUGGGUCACCUUCAGUGGCGGUCCCAAAUAUUCCGCCAGGUAGGAGCGAACCGAAAGGGGUCCUUUCCAUUUCAUUUCUAACCAAAAUUUUCGGACUUUUGGGCUGAAUGGAAAUAAAGCGCCCCUUAUUACCCUGUGACAGUUUUUCAAAGUUCAUUUCAAAGAAGCUGUGAUUUUGUCUUGUCAUCUGCAAGUAAAUUCCUCGUUAACCUGACGUUAAGUUCCUUAGCGACUAAAAAGCGUUUUUGUAUUAUAAGGGACCUUACGAUCCGACAACGGUGACGUCCAUUACUAGGUCCUGAAAAAUAGACUCUGCAUCAUUUCAAACCAUUUCGCGCUUAUCCCAAGUCACCCAGUUACUAAAAAGAAGGGAAUUUAUGUUGCAGCUGAAGAGAGGGGACCGCGCCCGAGUUCAGAGAGAGAUGGUAGAAUUUAUCACCUUGCCGUUCCCGUACUCAAGUAAACUUAACAUUUGGUCAUUUCACGUCGUAGUCGUGCAGAAAAGGCAAAGAAAUGUAGAGAAAAGCGUGCUGCACGUGCAGAGUUGUUGUUUUGCUAACUAAAUCUAUUGCUUUUUGACGUUGCCAUUGCCGUCGCUGUCGUAGUUUCGUAAGGUCCCUAUUAUAUUAACUCAAUGAACUUGUCAGGCGUUGACACAGCCCCUUUAACUGACGAUAUUGCUUUUCGUGUCAUCGUUCAGAUAAUAUCAGCGCAGGGAAUGAAGAAAUCUACCCACGGCCUAACCUGUUUUUGAGUUAUCACUGGGAUGUUCAAAGCAAAGUACAGAUUUUGGUUCAGUACCUGGAAAGUCACGGAUUCCAGUGCUGGACAGACGUCAGUAACGGAAACAAACGUCACGCAACAAGUCCUUCCCCUAAACAUGGUGACACUUUGCAGACUCAGAUUCAAAGGAAUAUCAAGGCGGCUGCCGCAGUUGUGUGUUGUGUGACGCCUAAAUACGUUUGUUCAGAGAACUGUACAAAGGAUCUCAGUAUAGCUGAGUCACUGAACAAGCCUGUCGUUCCCGUGAUGCUUCAGUGGCUGGCAUGGCCUCCUGAAGGGGGAAGGGCGCGCCGGAUUUUGGCGCCGUUGUCGUGUAUCGACAUGAGCAAUGACAACCUAUUUAAGAGAAACCUCAGUACUGUUGAAGCACAUCUGAAGAAACUCGCAGCAAAAACAAAGUCCACUUGA
Messenger RNA from Porites lobata, 5818 nucleotides. The record is from the annotation of a GenBank genome assembly. Lineage: Eukaryota; Metazoa; Cnidaria; Anthozoa; Scleractinia; Poritidae.